Molecule: messenger RNA, 2759 nt
Organism: Thamnophis elegans (Western terrestrial garter snake)
Lineage: Eukaryota; Metazoa; Chordata; Lepidosauria; Squamata; Natricidae
Gene: NPHP4
Product: nephrocystin 4
Exons: 19
Coding region: 240-2744 (834 amino acids)
Biological process (GO): protein localization to ciliary transition zone; negative regulation of canonical Wnt signaling pathway
Cellular component (GO): cytoskeleton; ciliary base; ciliary basal body
Source: RefSeq, a predicted model, not a curated record
UCCCGAGCAAGAUGGCGGCCGCCGGCCGAAAGACUAGGGGAGCGCAGGAGCGGCAGGAGCAGCGAUUAUAAACCGUGAAAGGAGAAAUCUCGUUUUUUAAGAUGUUCAAGCUGAGUCAAGAGGAAUGAAGCGAAAGGGAUUUCUUUCCCCACUCGCAAAACAACAGCUUUGAGUCUGAAGCCCAGAAACCGAAGUGAAACGCACGGUGCCACCCACCACCUGGUCCCCCCCCCCCCAGGAUGGGAGAAUGGCACAAGAUCUUCCGCCAAAGCCUGGCCAUACCUCCGCGUAACAUACGGAGGCCAAAUUUGCCGCUGCAGCCAUCGGUGCCAUUUCAGUGCGUCUUGAAGAGUGUCCAUGGGAAUGCCUUGAAACAGAAAGUUCUUGAGAACAUGGUGGAGGUGGCUUUCCAGCUGCGCCUUUCGCUCUUCGACCUGGCCUACCGCCAGUUCUUCGGCAGGACCUGGAGAAGCCCCCCGAGGCCUCUGAAAUCCGUCCCGGGGCAGCUGCCUUCCGUGGUCUUCAACGAGACGGUGUAUUUCCUCACCCCUGUGGGCCACCCGGGCGUCUUGAUGGUGCUAGAAAUCGUGGCGACCGCCAAGGGACAGGACGCGGCACCCCGGGAAGUCGGCUGCGGCUUCGGGUUCCUCCGGUUGUUUAACGGCAAAUCCGAGCCGCUGAUUUGGAACUCGACGGGCAAAGGGCUCCCUGUCCAUCAGGGGACUCCCCGCGCCCUCCUGCACCCGCUGCUCCUGGAGCCCAUCGAGAAGAACAAGCACCUGAUGGUGAUGGAAAACACUCACCUGCACUGCACCUUACAGCUCCACCCACCUCUGGAGGCCAUUGGCCACCUGCUCCCUGAGAACAGCCCCGUCUCCAGCGGGCAGAGGGUCCCGGGGGUCUGGGCAGCCCCCGAAGGAGACUUUUUGCAGAAGCCCCGCCUGAUGAAGAGCCAGACGUGGUACCUGGAGAAGCUGACCGUCCACCUGUACCCCUCCCUGGAGAGGUUUGAGGAGGAGCUGCUGAGCUUCCUUAUGAACGAGCAGGUUAACUCGAUCCUGGACGGGACCUCCCUCGCCAUCCAGGAGCGCCGGCUACACAUUGGCGUCCACAACGGAUUGUGCUUCGUGCAGCCCCCUCAGGUGGUGGUGGUGGUCCCGGUGGCAUUGCCAGAGGCCGACAGAGCCCGGGGAAGCAGCAGCAGCGCCAGCAGCCUGCGCCGGAAACAAGGAAGCCCCUUCAAAGGGAGUGCCGAGGGACAAGCCCUCAUCCUGCGAAGCCGCAUCCACCUGGCCGAGAUGGUUCCCCACCCUGCUUUUGCAGUGGUCUUCCUGUUGGAAUACGUCUUCUCCGUUACAAGUGGGCCUGAUGGGAAGACGCCCUCCAUGACCUCCCUGACGGCCGCAGCCUACAUGCACUCGGUCCGCUGGGCUCUGUGGCAGCCGGUCCCGGAUGCGAAUUCUGCGGACGUGGUCCUUCCCUUGCGAGGAGGGCCUCAGCUGAAUCCCCACCACGUCUUGGUCUACAAGACUCCCCCGGCUGCCAUGAGCUCCGAAGAGGUGAAGCAGGUUGAGUCGGGCACCCUCGCCUUUCACUUCUCCACCAAGUCCGAGGAGCGACUCGGAACAGCGGCCAAAACUCCGGGCGUUAAGAAAGAAACCUCGCUGCCCCCCAAGAGCCCACCCCUCGCAUCGCACGGUUCGCCUCCUUCCGUCCAGAUGUUGGUUUCUACUCAGGAUUACACUCAGGGUCCCGGGCUGUCGAUGUCGCAACUGUUGGCCUCCCCGAUAAACAGGAGCGGCCACGCACCGCUGCCAGCGGCCAGGGCUGCUCAUCCGUCCCAGGACAGACUUCAGCCAGCCAGAGAGCCGGAGCAGAGCCAAGCAGCCAUCGCUCACCUGGAGUCCGACCUGAGUUACAACCCUCAACUGGAGGACGGCUCCACGCUCGACCAGCUGCAAGAACUCCCCUUCACGCCAGUCCACAUGCCCAUCCUGGCCCUCGGGGGAGCCCCUUCACGGAGCCCCAACACCGCCCCCACUCGGGCCUCUCUCGCCCGCCUGCGCACAGCUGGAUUCCCAGAGCUUCUGGAUUGCAACAAGGAGCCGGUUGAGAUGCUGGACCCCAACGACCCCGCCCCCUGCAGCCCCCAGCGGGAAGAAGGCGACCCCUUGCCCGACCACGAGAUCCACCUCCAGUUCCUGGCCUUGAGCAGGCCUGCCCAGGACAACCCUGCUACCUGGCCCCAAAGCAUCUACUUCACCCUCCAGUUUUACCGCUUCCCCCCGGUCACCACGCCGCGGCUGCAGCUGGUCCAGACUCCGGCCUGUGGGCCAGCCACCCACAUCUUGGUGCAGAUCAACCCAGACGGGAGUCCGAAUCUUGGGCCCCCUGGCCUCCACCUGAAGUACCUGGUGGGCGUGGCCUCCCUGAAGCCAGGUGAGCCGCGCUGGUUCCUUCGCUACCUGGCCCAGCAGGCUCUGCAGAUCGACGUCUGGGACGGGGACUCCCUCCUCCUGCUGGGCUCUGCCGCCGUGAAGCUGAAGCAUCUCCUGCGCCAAGGACGGACGGGGGUCCAGAUCUACCACGAGUUGGAGGUCCUGACUGUGGAGUACAAACCAGAUGCGACCGUGCUGAGUGGGGAGGCCUUCCGCCCUUGGGGGGUCAAGCCCAUCGGGGUCCACGCGGUCGUGAGGGGUCAGCUUCACCUCCGCCUGGCAAACAUUGGUGAGUCCCACUUCUAACUUCUGUCUGUUCAC